CAGCCGCGUGGGGCAGCUGGCCUCUGCCAGGCCGGGAGGGGUGGGAGAGCGGCCGCUGCUAGCGCGGAUAACCCGGAGGUGACCCAGGCCAGCCUGCUCUGCCCCUCCCCCUCAGGCAGACCGGACAGCAGCCAGCCCGCAGCCGAGCUGCAGGGGGUAGAGGGAGGUGCUUGCUCCAGACUGGAGCAGGUCCGUGCGCUCCGGCCCGCCGGGGGCGUCUCCUUCUUGAGGUCCCUCGCGCGCCUCCCGCUUGGUGGGAGCUCUCAGAGUGCCUCUUUAGCGAGAGCCAAUAUCCUUUUGUGCUAAUAGGUUUGUCCUCAUUUGCUGCCUAAUUGGACUAUAUAAAGCCAAUAACAGGCGGGCUCUCAUAGCCCGAAGCCAAAGCGCCAAAAUCCGAGGGAAGGCGAGGAGGGGGCGGUAGAGGAGGCGGCUGCGGGGCCUGGGCUCGGCUGCGCCUUGGCCGGCCUAAUCCCAUUUGCCAUUGUACGCGCCCAAUCGCCGUAUACUCCCCGCAUUUAACUUGGAUGACAUUUUGAUUUCAUCAUUAGCAUCCGGCGCCGGAUUGACGCAUCCCCAAGCCGGGGACCGCUCUCGCAGCCUCCUCCCGGGGAGCCGCAGCUCCUACCGGCCCCCUCGCUCCCUCGGCGCAGAGGCAGCCUGCUCGCCCCGCCGCCCGCCGCCCGCCUGUCCCGCUCCCGCCCUCCGUGGGACCCGGAGGACUGGGGACCAUGCCGGAGCCCGGGCCGGACGCCUCGGGCACUGCCAGCGCGCCGCCCCCGCAGCCACCGCCCCAACCUCCCGCGCCCAAGGAAUCCCCGUUCUCCAUCAGGAACCUGCUCAACGGAGACCAUCACCGGCCGCCCCCGAAGCCUCAGCCGCCCCCACGAACGCUCUUUGCUCCGGCCUCGGCUGCUGCCGCCGCCGCCGCCGCUGCGGCCGCCGCAGCCAAAGGUGCCCUGGAGGGCGCCGCGGGCUUCGCGCUCUCGCAGGUGGGCGACCUGGCUUUCCCCCGCUUUGAGAUCCCAGCGCAGAGGUUUGCCCUGCCCGCGCACUACCUGGAGCGCUCCCCGGCCUGGUGGUACCCCUACACCCUGACCCCCGCCGGCGGUCACCUCCCGCGACCAGAAGCCUCGGAAAAGGCCCUCCUGCGAGACUCCUCCCCUGCGUCCGGCACCGAUCGAGACUCCCCGGAGCCUCUGCUCAAGGCUGACCCCGACCACAAGGAGCUGGACUCCAAGAGCCCGGACGAGAUCAUUCUGGAAGAGAGCGACUCGGAGGAAGGCAAAAAAGAAGGCGAGGCGGUGCCUGGCGCGGCCGGGACGACCGUAGGGGCGACUACGGCGACACCGGGCUCAGAGGACUGGAAGGCGGGCGCCGAGAGUCCCGAGAAGAAGCCGGCGUGCCGCAAAAAGAAGACGCGCACCGUCUUCUCGCGCAGCCAGGUCUUCCAGCUCGAGUCCACAUUCGACAUGAAACGCUACCUGAGCAGCUCGGAGCGCGCUGGCCUGGCCGCGUCGCUUCACCUCACCGAGACGCAGGUCAAGAUCUGGUUCCAGAAUCGCCGCAACAAGUGGAAGCGACAGCUGGCGGCCGAGCUGGAGGCGGCCAACCUGAGCCACGCCGCUGCGCAGCGCAUCGUACGCGUGCCCAUCCUCUACCACGAGAACUCUGCGGCCGAGGGGGCGGCAGCGGCUGCGGGGGCACCGGUGCCAGUCAGCCAGCCGCUGCUCACCUUCCCGCACCCAGUCUACUACUCGCACCCGGUGGUCUCGUCCGUGCCCCUACUAAGGCCGGUGUGAGAUGGGACAGGGGACAGGGAGUGAGCACCCGGCCACCUUUUGGGGACCCCGGAGGAGACUGGGCCGGGCCGAGGGUGCCGGGCUGUGGCCAGCGACCUUGGGCUCACUGCCUUGCCUCCCACCCCCCAAUAGCAUUUUGUAAGUAUUUGCAAUGCAUUUUCGUGCAAUUAAUUCCUAUGAAUUUGAGGCGCUUCUCCUCUUAUUUUUGGUUUUGCUUACCAUUGAGAGAAAACGGGGUGGGGCAGGGGGGAACGACAAAAUUACCAGGUCAAAACUUCCAAUUGAAAGUUCUUUAAAAAAAAAAAAAGUUCAGAUCUCCCCUUAAAUUACCAUUGCUCUGUGGCUCUGAGGGUGUAUUUUUACAGAAGGAAAAUAAGCGAAAAAUUCAACUUUUUUUUUUAGUUUAUUCAUUUUUCUGAGGAACUAUUUUCAAAAUCCCGAGAGAGAGAGAGAGAGAGAGAGAGAGAGAGAGAGAGAGAGAGAGGGAGAAUUCAUAUCGAAUUCAUAUUAAUUCUGGAUUUCUGGGUGUGGUUCUUUCCCCACACCCAAUCAGUUAUCCACCACCCACCUUCCAAAAUCUGAGCGGCCUCUGGUAAGAUCCUCACUUGGUCUGUCUGUGGCAGUCAACUCCAUUUAUCUCCGUUUGGACUGAAGAAUUCACUAAACAAAAUGUUUAAAGGGAAAACACAAAAGCCUCAAAUCCAGACCUGUAACAGCUUCAUAUCUGGCUGAGUGGCAGUGGUCUUACUUAUUCCUCGAAUUUAUUUAGUGGUAAUAUCACUAUUACUACUUUGCCUGCUUCAGAAGUUGGUUUCCUCUCUCACGCUCUCUCUCUCUCUCUCUCUCUCUCUCACUUUCUUUUUUGUAGAAAAAAAUACAUUUUAUCCUCUCCCGGUUUUUUGUUUUUUUGUUUUUACUUUACAACAACCGUUGUGCUUUGGCCUGUGCAAUAUUGUACAAAAUUUCCCUCAAGCCCCGCCCCUUCCUCUGCUGGGAUAAAGACCACCACACGGCAGCAUAAUCAUUAAUGUAGAGGGAAGAUUAAGCAGGAGAGGGGGAAGGAAGAAAGCAAGGUAGGUAGCGAGGAGUGAGCUAGGCAGAGUGGAGCGCUUUAAGUGAAGGACAAUCAACGUAGGAGAAUCUUAACUUAUUUGAUAACUGUACAGUUUUCUUGUAAAACCUCCCAACUCAACCGGGCACCUUGCUCUGGUUCCCUGUUGGCUACACCUGUUGUUCUGUUGUUUUCAUUCGUCUGUUUCCCCCCUCCCUCCCUCCCUGUCCUCUGCCGGAGUUCAGUCCCUUUAUAAGAAAACAAAACAAAACUCCACAAAAUAUUGUUACACUUAAUGUUAUUGUGGAAUCGAAUUAAUUAAAAAGAAAAAAAUAAGCCUU
Mus musculus (house mouse) is the source of this 3191-nucleotide messenger RNA. RefSeq names its product H6 homeobox 3 (gene Hmx3). Gene Ontology annotation, cellular component: nucleus. Gene Ontology annotation, biological process: regulation of DNA-templated transcription. The record is from RefSeq and is a predicted model, not a curated record. Gene Ontology annotation, molecular function: DNA binding; DNA-binding transcription factor activity, RNA polymerase II-specific. The transcript is spliced from 3 exons. The coding region runs from base 729 to 1799 and encodes 356 amino acids. Lineage: Eukaryota; Metazoa; Chordata; Mammalia; Rodentia; Muridae.